AUGGAGUCUGUGUCAAUCCCUUCACUAGUUACUGGCCUUAUUGAUUGCGUAGCCCAGUUAAUAAGAAUAGCAGAGGAGCUGUUGCAUUUUAUCUCACAGGAACAAGCUAUUUCUGCACAACAGAAUAGUAUGGUGGAGGAGGCAGCAGCAGUUGUGCCUCCUCCUGAGGAAGAUUCCUUGCCGGAUCUUGCUGAAUUUUCCGAUUUAGAAUCAAUACUUUCAGUGAAAGGAGAUGAAGACCUAAUCCUUGAUAUGGAUGAAGCUAUGAUAGAUGUGAAUGACAUCUAUGAGGAGAUACUCCCUGCGAUAAAGGAUGAUACAGAAAGUGAGUAA
Messenger RNA from Onychomys torridus (southern grasshopper mouse), 333 nucleotides. It is a transcript of the gene Trpc5os, whose product is annotated as TRPC5 opposite strand. The coding region runs from base 1 to 333 and encodes 110 amino acids. The record is from RefSeq and is a predicted model, not a curated record. Lineage: Eukaryota; Metazoa; Chordata; Mammalia; Rodentia; Cricetidae. The transcript has a single exon.